AUGAUGACGACCCAGCAGGUGAAGACGGCGUCGACUUGCCCGCCGCCGGAGACGGCGCAGGGCACGCACGUGUUCGACAUCCUCGGGUACAGCAAGCACCGGGGGAUGGGCGCCGACUACUUCAUCAGAUCCGGCGUGGAGCUGUGCAGCCGCACUGGGCCCUCGAGGCCAGGGGGCCCAACCCCAUUUAUGUAUGUAGUCCACUGCCACGAAUUAACGCCGCUGCGGACUGGACUGGACUGGGGACUGCGGUGCUGCUCUGCUCCGGUCAUCAUCUACAGCAGCGAGGGUUGCGGCAGGCAGGCCCAGCACGCCAGGGCCGGACCUGACCUCCGCCUCCUCAGCAUGAGCGACAAGGUGCGCGCCUCCUGCGACCUCCGCCUGGUCAACCCUGCCACGGGGGUGGCCACGUCGGUGCACCCGACGCUGAUCAUCGACUCAUCGUGA
Miscanthus lutarioriparius is the source of this 447-nucleotide messenger RNA. NCBI's taxonomy places the organism in Eukaryota, Viridiplantae, Streptophyta, Magnoliopsida, Poales, Poaceae. The record is from the annotation of a GenBank genome assembly.